This is a messenger RNA of Ceraceosorus guamensis, 300 nucleotides long. RefSeq lists its product as hypothetical. NCBI's taxonomy places the organism in Eukaryota, Fungi, Basidiomycota, Exobasidiomycetes, Ceraceosorales, Ceraceosoraceae. Gene Ontology annotation, biological process: intra-Golgi vesicle-mediated transport. Bases 1 to 300 code for a protein of 99 amino acids. The transcript has 3 exons. The record is from RefSeq and is a predicted model, not a curated record.
AUGUCAUCCGCCGAGCAAACGUACGAGAGUCAGAACGACGAUCAGCUCGACAAGCUGCUCAGCAAGGUCAAAGCUCUCCGCGGCGUCACGACGGAUAUCCAUUCCGAUGUAGAGUCGCAGCGCACAGGACUUCUAGCAGACGCCUCGGAGUCCUUCGAUGCCUUUUCCAACAGGCUAGGCUCCACGUCUUCUCGAUUCACAAGACAGGUGGUCGCAGGUGCAAAGAGCAACAGGCUGCUCACAAUGUACAUCCUCGGCGGUAUCGUCGCCCUCUUUCUCAUAUGGCAUAUCUUGUUUUAG